This is a messenger RNA of Aureobasidium pullulans EXF-150, 1863 nucleotides long. RefSeq lists its product as uncharacterized. Bases 1 to 1863 code for a protein of 620 amino acids. The transcript has a single exon. The record is from RefSeq and is a predicted model, not a curated record. NCBI's taxonomy places the organism in Eukaryota, Fungi, Ascomycota, Dothideomycetes, Dothideales, Saccotheciaceae.
AUGAUUCCUUCCAUGUUUGGAUCGAAGAAGGCAGACAGAUCUCCUGUGUUUACAGAGGACGAUAUCCGGAAACUAAUUCUGUCAUUCCCACCUCCGGAACCACGACCUGGAAAAGAAUCUCUCGUUCGCAGUCUCUCUGGCCGUAAUCUCAUUCGCUCAGAUGCAGUCAUCAAGCGUUUCCACACUCUACUCCAGAAUGCUACUGGCCCCAUCUUCUUGAAUAGUCUGCACAACGAAUUGGGAGUUCAUGAUAUCCAAUGGAUCCUGGCGCAAGAAGACGAACGCAUCUAUUAUAACAGAGACCGCCGACGACUUCUACCUGAAGGUACUCAAAAAACUAUAUACCAGGGUAUCAAGAGCGAAUUGGCUACUGGUGGUAUGGAUUUGGACAGGGUUGCUGCUGAAAAGGAUAUCACCCUCGCCACACUUCGACGUAUUCUUGCUGCACAGGAUGCCAGCCUUGCCCUCGAGGAUCUUGACAACGAGAAGACUUAUGACUCGAAAUAUCUGGAACGAGUCAAGGCAGAAAUCUUGAAGACCAUCAGAGAUACCCAGACCGCGGUCACGCUCAACAACACCUUCCCCCAAGUCCCUAUUACUUGGCUAGAGUCAACAGCUAGAGAUAUAUUAUCACAAGAUGGCAACGAGGCUCAGGGUAUCGUUGAGUCAGUAUCUGGUGGUCUACGUUUCACACCGCAGUCUCUGCUUGUGCAGCAUAAGAGCGAGCUCCAGCAAGCACAGGAUGCGUAUAUUCAACACGCUGUAAAGGAACUGACCGAGACUGGCUACUGCGAGGUCACUGCGAACUCUCGACCGCAAAUUCUCCAGAAGGCUUCGGAUGCGGAUCUCACUCAGGCAAUCUUGAAGCAAUUUGCGCAGAAGGAUAGUACUUCCAAAGUGCUCGAGUUGAGCACAAAGGACUCGUCGUUCCUCAUACGAGAGAAAGAGCUUUCUGAACAGCUAUCGUUACUCGCUGCAAAAGCUGCAGACGCAGCCUCUGAGCAAUGGCCCUCAAGACGACCAGGCGAGGAUGUAACCUUUGAUCCAAGCAAGCUAUUUGAUGCCAACUCCUCCUCUCUCGACCAAGCGGUCCUCGAAUCUGGCGAUCCAGACAACAAGACCAGAACAAGCUUCGAAACCAAGAUCGUCCAGCUCCAACAAGACACCACCGAAUCAUUCGCAUCAACAAUUCAAUUCGAACUUCUAGCACCUCUAAAGUUAUACACCCAAGCCGCCGACUCAAUCACAGAUCCUACACUUCAACCCCGAGUUCAAGAGUUCGUCUACGACUGGGCCCGCAAAGAACUGACCCCAGAAGUCUUGAAAACCAUCAAAGAUAACAACCUCAUCUCUUCAAAAUCAGCAUCCAGAGAUAUGGACAAAUUCUCCGACGCGAUCCAAGCAGCAAGGACCCUGGACGAUCUUCUCACCGCAACCGCAAAACUAGCCCGAAAGCAAAAGAUCGAACAACCUUCUCCCUCUCUCCUGCAACAACGCAAACAAGAGAUCCUAACUCAAAAAGUGGCGGGUAUGAAGAGGAUGAAGCGUGCCUCUGAUUUAUUGCAGAAUGUUAUUUGGAUUCUGCUGGCGAAGCAGAGGGAAGGGUUGUACAUGAGUUCAGGAAAGGAUACCAGUAGGAUGAUCAAGAUGGUAAAGGAAGGGGAUAAAGAAGCUGGAGGAAAGUUGGAGGAGUGGAGGGAUCUGGUCAAGCAGGGUAAAGAUACCGAUGCGACGAGAAAGGAGAUGAGGGAUGUGGCUGCCAAAGCAGUGGAGGAACUCAAGGCUGGCCCUGAAGUAGCAUCAAGCGAGGUAGAGACGACCGAUACUGCGGAUGAAGUAAAAGAGGAGGAAAACACGACUUAG